Messenger RNA from Ectocarpus siliculosus, 1005 nucleotides. Lineage: Eukaryota; Phaeophyceae; Ectocarpales; Ectocarpaceae. The record is from the annotation of a GenBank genome assembly.
AUGGUGACCUCCGCGCGCCAGCUACUGGGCAAGGUCUCGGAGACCAUCCCGGUCCUGUACUGCCCCGGAAACCACGACCUUGGCGACGCUGACGGGGGUAACGAUGACGAGUCCGACUACGUCCGAAGGUUCGGAGCCGACUACUACUCCUUCUGGUGUGGAGGGGUGAGGGGGCUCGUGCUCAACACUCAUCUCUGGGCCAGCCGCACCGCUAACCCGGAGAGACGCCUGGCGCAGGAGCGUUGGCUGGACCAGGAGCUAGAAGUGGCAAAGCUCAACGCGCAUCACUUGAUAGUCGUGGGACACCACCCUUGGUUCCUGCAGGACCCGUACGAGGAGGAGCACCGGAUAUGGACGCCGAUUCCGAGGAAGACGCGCCUCCGCUGGCUGGCCAAGAUGGGCCACUGCAAGGUGAAGUUCAUCUUUUCCGGCCACUGCCACCGCAACUACGAGGCCAGGGUGAAACGGCCGAUUGCCGUCGAAACGGCACCGCGACCGACUCCCGCGGCCGCCGCCGCCGCCACCGCUACCCCCGACAAUAACGCCGCAUCGGGCGGAGACCCUGCCCGCCCUCCCGGCGACGUCCCCGGGCUAUCACCACCUUCGUCAUCUACAGGGGGCGCCGUGGAUUCCAGCUCCGGCGAUGGUACCACGAUGACGGCGGCGGUAAGCCAAGAGGGGAGCGCCUUCGUUGAUGAUGAUGCGGCGUCUCGGCAAGCGGUGGUGGACGUCGGGGGGGAGGGCUCCGAGGAUGAUGGGAGGGACGGUGGUGGUGGGCAAGGGGAAGCUGAAGACGCGCCGGGAUCGAUCUCGGAUGAUGAUGAGGACACCGAUACAUCGGAGGCUAUCGACAUGCGCAGCGUCGUGACGAGCUCGAGCGGAGCACCUCUCGGCCCCGAUCCCCCCGGGUUUCGAGUGGUGCGCGUGUUCUCGCGGAGAAUAGAGCACGAGUACUUCGACAUCGAUGCUCCGCCCCAGGGGAUAGACCUUGGAGGGGAUUUGUGA